Sesamum indicum (sesame) is the source of this 1208-nucleotide messenger RNA. Its product is annotated as putative UDP-3-O-acylglucosamine N-acyltransferase 2, mitochondrial. Gene Ontology annotation, biological process: lipid A biosynthetic process. NCBI's taxonomy places the organism in Eukaryota, Viridiplantae, Streptophyta, Magnoliopsida, Lamiales, Pedaliaceae. The record is from RefSeq and is a predicted model, not a curated record.
GCGCUCCCUCUUCUUCUUAUUUUAAAUUUGUGUGUCAAAAUAAAUUAGUUAGGGUACAAGAAAAGCGGCUUCAACCUUCUACUCUUUUCAUGGCAUUGCGCAUUGGCAAAUUAGCUACUCUUUUCUCGGGAUCGUACAUUUCCGCAUUCAGUUCCCUGGGCUUCAAGAAACUCAAUGUGCGUACGAUCAUCGUCUCAAGACUCAUGCAAAACAACUUCUCUAAUCAACAUCCAGAUCUAGGUGCUAAGACGGAUGAUCAAGAAUUUCAGAAAUGGUGCAAUGGAGGUGGCAUGUAUCAUAAAUCUGCUCAUAUAGAUCCAACUGCUCAAAUAGAGAUCGGGGCCGUUGUUCACUCAGAAUCUGUGGUGGGUGCAAAUGUCUGCAUUGGUUCAGGAACCAUUGUUGGACCUGCUGUUACGAUUGGUCAAUCUACAAGAACAGGUUACAACGUUGUGUUCAGCAAUUGCUCAAUUGGCGAUUCUUGUGUUAUUCAUCAUGGGGUCGCCAUUGGUCAAGAUGGUUUUGGCUUCUUCGUUGAUGAACAAGGGAUUAUGGUGAAGAAGCCUCAAAGUUUGAAAGCAAGGAUAGGCAACCAUGUGGAAAUAGGUGCAAACACGUGCAUUGACAGGGGCAGUUGGCGAGAUACAGUAGUUGGGGACCAUACCAAGAUCGAUAAUUUGGUGCAGAUAGGUCACAAUGUGGAGAUAGGGAAAGGUUGUAUGUUAUGUGGACAAGUAGGGAUUGCCGGUUCAGUAACUAUAGGAGAUUAUGUUACACUAGGAGGAAGAGUUUCAAUCCGUGAUCAUGUCUGUAUAGCAUCAAAGGUCAGGCUAGCUGCCAAUAGCUGUGUGACCAAGAACAUCAGUGAAGCAGGGGAUUAUGGAGGCUUCCCUGCUAUGCCUAUUCAUGAAUGGCGAAAGCAGGUCGUCAGUGUCCGCCAAAUUUCAAAGGAAUUUUGGCACCACAAAAAGACAUAGUCUGCUUCCAACUUACCUACCAUGUCCAAGGACAUAAGUUGAUAGUGCCAUGUCAGGGAAGGUUUUGAAGAUUAUUCAGAGGACGGGGGGAGAAGUCAGCUCAGUUGUUGGCUACUGAUAGAAGAGGUUGGUGAUUUUAUCUUCAAAGCUACAAAGAGUAAAGGUUACUCAUUUUCUUCUUUGCUCAUUUGCUGUCAUCUUAUUUCCUGUACCAUAAGAACAUCGGAAUAU